CUCCUCGUAUCAUGUGUGGCUUAACCCCGGGCUGCAGCGCUGUGUCGGUGGUACUGGAGGACCCGGAGCGCUGGAUUCAAGUGUGGGAGCAGGCUGUCGGCGGCUCGGACCCUCUCUCCUCCUCAGCUGGGAUGGGCCGUGGUCUGGAUGGCUGACAGACAGGGUCGUGGACCAAUCACAUGAUAAGAUGCUGGCUCGCAACCGCUUCCUCCUCCUGGUGGUGGUGGGCGGGGCAGCGCUGGCUGUCAUCAGUCUGAGCCUUCAGUUCUUGAACCUGAUCCCCAUCACCCCCAUAGUGGAGGAGCGACCCUUCCAGGCUGAAGAUGGAGGCCAUGGGGCGGCUCUGAGGAAGAGUAGAAAGAGGGUGUUCCCGGUGCCACACACCCAGGAGCCCAACCCUAUAUCUGAGGCUUAUGGCUACUGCAACAAUCCCAACCACACCGAACAGGCCUGGGAGGGUCACAGUCCUGCCGACUACAAGCUGCUGUCUGUCCAGGCGAUGAUUCGCCAUGGAGACCGUUACCCACUCUACUACAUCCCCAAGACCAAGCGACCAGCCAUCGACUGCACCCUGUCCCCCAGCAGGCAGCCAUCCCACCCGAUGCUGAACGCUUUCAUCAGCCACAUGGGCCAAGGAAGCCGAGGCCACUGGGAAUCAUCUCUGGGCUCUGCUCCCCGUCUGCCCAACCACAGCGUCUGUGAGAUGGGAGAACUCACACAGACAGGUGUGGUGCAGCACCUACAGAAUGGGCAGCUCCUCCACCAAGCCUACAAGCACCACAAUCUUCUCCCCUCCAACUGGACGCCUCGCCAGUUGUGGGUGGAGACCACAGGUAAGAGCCGGACCCUCCAGAGCGGACUGGCCUUCCUCUACGGCUUCCUCCCGGAUUUUGAUUGGACGAAGCUGACCAUGCGUCACCAGUGGAGCACGUUGUUCUGCGGCUCGGCCUGUGACUGCCCCGCCAGGAACAGAUACCUCGAGGAGGAGCAGAGGCGGCAGUAUCGUCUUCGGGUGGCCGAUACCGAGCUGGAGAGGAAUUACGCCGACAUGGCGCGGACUUUGGGUCUGCCUACCCGCCAGCUCAGAGCUGCUAACCCUAUAGACUCCCUGCUGUGCCACCUGUGCCACGGCCUGUCUUUCCCUUGUGUUCGCGUGGCGGAGAGUGGCAGUGGUGGAUGUCUGACAAUGGCACAGUUUGCUGUGAUCCGUCGGCAGCAGUUAGAUGAUGAGGUGGAUCGGAGAAGAGUGGGGCUGUACCGUAAAUAUGCCAUCCUGGCUAUGUACCCCUACCUAAACCGAACGGCUGCCAAGAUGGAGCGUGUCGCCAAGAGCAACGAGGCUGGAAGACAGCCUCGAGCAGGCGGCGAGGAGGUCUUCACCGUCUCCUCAGCUCAUGACGUCACCAUGGCCCCGCUGCUGAGCGCCCUCGGCCUGGAGGAGGCCAGGUUCCCACGUUUUGCAGCCAGAGUGGUGUUUGAACUGUGGAAGAGUCCCCCAGCAAUGCAAGGGCAGCUGAAAAAGAAAGCUGGCAAAGCAAAAGACGGGGAACUGUUCAUCCGAGUGCUGUACAACGGCGAGGAUGUAACAUUUCAUACCACCUUCUGUCACUCCCACAACCCUCAUGCCGGCCAACCCCUCUGCCCUCUGAAGAAAUUCCUGUCUUUUGUCAGGAGAGACAUGUUCAGUAUUUUCAACGCCACUACCUACCAAGGCGCCUGCUACAGACGCCCCGGUUGACAGAUGGACAGAUUUACAAGAGGGUGAAAGAGAAAGGAUGAUGAGUUGGCAGAUGGAUGUACUUUUUGUUUUCCACUUUUGAAGAUGGUGCACUUUUAGGCUGCUCACAGUGUCUUAACUUUCCACAUAUUUUGAAAUGUAGUCUUUUAACAUGUUAGUGUUCAGUACUGAACGUUUCCUGCUCAGAGGUCUUCAGAUUCCACCAUUUCUACAAACUUUCAGAAAUACUUUUAUGAAUCUUUAAAAUAUUCUCAAGCAAAUCUGUGAGAGAUAAACAGUUCAAGGGGAGUUGGGCGUGGGGCUGUGCGAUACGACCAAAAUCUCAGAUCGAGACAUAACAAAAUAACAAUUCAUAUUAUUACUCGUCAUACCUUUUCUUUUCUCUGUAUAUUUGGAAGAUGUCAUCACAGAUGUUAAGUUACAAUAUCGGCCGUUCUCUCCAUCCAUCUUUUUGAUUUAUUUAGUAAGUCUUUCAGUUAAGGGUUUGUUUGAAUAAUAAUAAUAAUAACAUCUCCAUAAUGUUGAUAAUCCAUGAAUCUUAUGAAGGUGCUGAAAAAGGUUAGUGGGUUGGUCGUGGGGACAAUUCUGCGUCAUCAUUUGAGAGCGGUUCUCUGUUCCAUGUCUGAUUCCUCACACCUUGUCCACAGCCAUGCUUCACAGGCCACAACUACUCUUUCAGGUGUGAGCUCCUUUUUUUAAAUUCUUGGCUGGUCGAAGUCCUCCUCCUCCUCCUCUUGUCCACAAACACCCCGCUCUGCGUCAUGAUCCCUCUCCUCCGUGUUUGUUUGUGUUGCCUUUGUUCAGAUUUCCUGCCCGCAUCCGUGCAGUUACAUUUUUUUUUAGCAUAAUAUAAUAUGAUAGAUAUUUUUCUCAUGUCACACAGUAUUUAUCGUCACAUCGCACAGCCCAGUCGUACGGCACUUAGCCACUUUAUUCCUACAUUCCAUAAUACCAUGGAUUUGUAAAGGUAUUCCCAAACGCCUGCAAAUAAUAAGGGAAUAACCAAGCUGGAAAUACUAUGCUGUAAAAAACAUUUUUGGAAAAUAUUUUAUGAUAUAAUAAUCUUUUCAAUGAAAAUAAACAUUUGGCUAAUUUGGACCAAAUUACUUAGUAUUACUGACUUCUUUGAUACUUCAUUUGUCAAUUUAGUAUUUCUUUGAGUAUUAAUAACCGUGGUUGCAGUAGCUGUUUUCAUUACAGUAUUGUUGUUUAUUGAUAUGGAUAUUUUUUCUCAACUUUCUUCAAAUUGGUUAUGGUACUGUCACAUGAUCAGUGUUUUUUCGUACAUUAAUCUACUGCUGCAGAACAUUUGUUUAUGAUCUUUUUGAUAGAACUGUUCACAUUCCGAUGUGGUUGUUUGUUGGGUACUAAAUCUAACCCUGAUCCACGGUUAUUUUCUACUGUAAAGCACAUACAGUCAAAUAAAUACCUUUGUCUUCA
Messenger RNA from Platichthys flesus (European flounder), 3178 nucleotides. It is a transcript of the gene pxylp1, whose product is annotated as 2-phosphoxylose phosphatase 1. Gene Ontology annotation, cellular component: Golgi apparatus. Gene Ontology annotation, molecular function: phosphatase activity. NCBI's taxonomy places the organism in Eukaryota, Metazoa, Chordata, Actinopteri, Pleuronectiformes, Pleuronectidae. The transcript has 6 exons. Gene Ontology annotation, biological process: glycosaminoglycan biosynthetic process; chondroitin sulfate proteoglycan biosynthetic process; dephosphorylation. The coding region runs from base 188 to 1738 and encodes 516 amino acids. The record is from RefSeq and is a predicted model, not a curated record.